Messenger RNA from Venustampulla echinocandica, 3276 nucleotides. RefSeq lists its product as uncharacterized. The record is from RefSeq and is a predicted model, not a curated record. Bases 1 to 3276 code for a protein of 1091 amino acids. The transcript is spliced from 2 exons. NCBI's taxonomy places the organism in Eukaryota, Fungi, Ascomycota, Leotiomycetes, Helotiales, Pleuroascaceae.
AUGGACUCCCUUUCUGCCUUUAGCAGCGCUAUAGACCGCGAGCGGCCGUUCAGCGCCAACCCCAAGGUCAUCAGCUCAAGCUCUUCCCGCGUUGGUGUUGAGAGAGAUGGGCCGCGACACGAGCCUCCUGCCCGGCCUCCGAGUGAAAUCCAACCCUCCCCCUCUGUUCCGAGAGCUUUGGAGGGUAUGCUAAGGACCACAACUGAGACUGGCGAUAUUGGCAUAUUCUCUACCAAGCCUUCUCGGUUUCCUCCGCUUAACGGCCCCCGAAGAUCUAGCAACUAUAACGAGAAUGGUCUACAAAAGCCGCAGCGAGCCUUCCAACCAUAUAACGUCCCAUCAGUCGAUCACAGGCGACUUUUGCCCUCAUAUGCCAGAGAUACGGAUGUCGAAAAGCCAUCAAUAUCCCGGACUUCGGCUGCUCCAAAGUCUGGCCGAGUCUUCAGUGAUCCAGAUCAUAGGUCAUAUUCCAUGAUCCAAGCAUCGUGUGACCGAUUGGCCAAUCAUCGAUCAUACACAAGCUUGAGGAGUCAAGUUGAAGCUAGUGACCUUCUUGAGCGGCCUAGAUCUCCCUUUGGCUAUCCGACAGACGUCAGGCGCUCAGCAUUCAACACAUCGUCUCCUACGUCCACAAGUGCCGGUGGAGCAGAUCAUCAUCCACGUGCUGAUGUUGAUAUAAUCCGACAUGAAACUAGUCACAGCACCUCAUCGCCAUCUUCACUUUAUGCCCAGAAGCGAAAGCUACCAGUUGCACUUCCUCCCGAGGCAAAUAGAUCCACGUCAUCUUUUCUUGGUCGAUCAAUCCCUCCCAGACGUUCUUCCAGUCCCUUGGUACAUCGGAGCGAUGGAAACCCUACAAGCUACAACUCUGGCCGAGGCGUCCCAAAUCUCAUGGAUACAUCUCCUACACGAAGUACCUCGAGUCGGGAAUCGACAACCAAUACUUGUCCGGUUAAGUCGCAUCCAUCAAAUGCAACUGCACCCGUGAAGCAUGAGUUGCACCCUCCACGCAAUGAGUACGCAGAAUAUUUUGAUGUGGAAGACUUCCGUCUCCCGGUGUCAAGGGAACCAGCUCCGCAGUUACGAAUGACAGCAUCAAUUCCGGAAGAACAAGCUAUGGUCGCAGAUAGGGCGUCCUCGGUUGCCAUGGAUUUUCCAGAUACAGUCGGUGCUCUUAAUAGCAAUGCUCGCAUAUCAUCGUCAUCGGCCUCGAUACACCGAAACCCGAUUCAAGAUAUCCAAGAUCCUAGAAUUGGCAGCUCUGGAAUCAAAGAUAGCUGGUCAUCCCGGAAGGCAGGCUUUCGUACUCCGUAUCCACUUGACAAACCUUCAUCGAAGAAUUCGGAAAUUCAGGACGGGAAAAGAGCAGCUAGAUUUCCAAUCUCGGAACAUAGAGCCCAAGAAUUGAGUAUCGACGCGCAGGAAGCCUUCAACCAUGGCUCGUUUGGUCCUCUCACACUUCAUAACCCCCAGAGCAGCAAGAUACUAGGAAACGAGCAGAGGGAGUAUAUGUCAAUGCCAAUCAGCCCCAGUAAUAUCCGCCAAGGGACCCGCGAGCAAUCAAUGCCUGGACGUGGACAUGAAUUCUCAUUGCCGCCUUUUUCGGAGGGGAAGAGCGAUCAACAACAUCAGAAGGAUACCCCGGAGAGGUCAUCUUCGCUUCGUUUUGCUUCACACCACCAGAAGAAAUUGAGUUUAAUGGGCCCCAGUCCUGCUGAUUCACAUGUUGCCAACGCAGUUAGGUUAGAAAUGCCCUCAGAGAUCUCAGGCCGAUCAGAAAGUCCUUACGAAACGGAUAAUGCUUUGACGGUCACCCAGGAACGAACUCUAGCGGAUUCUCCUACAAUUCCCGACCACAUCAUGGGACAUCGAGCUCCUCCGCAUUACGGUACCGGCAAUCAUCAGCAUCAAGAGAGUGUUCAAGCGAAUCCGCAAAGGUACCCGGUGGAACAGAUUCACUAUCAACAACGGGGACGCCAACUACAACGUGCGCCAGUCCAAGUAGCAAGCGAUAUGGCAAACUGUGCACGUCAGGUCCCAAGAAAAUCUGUUUCGCGUGAUGGGACUCCGCUGUUGGCACCCAAGGCUGUUUCGCCAGUGAGACAGCUGGAAUUAAAGAACAGCGUUCCGAAUCUGAUGGAAGCUCUUCCACAUAUUCGAUCUGAUCUGCCCGCUACGGAAAAUAUGAUGGCAAACAAAGCAGAGAUAACCUACCACUUCUCUCCAUUGGUUUCCCAAAGCAAAUUAUAUUUGCCAAAAGCUGCGCAGCCGAUGCCCAGCCUAACCAAUACUACCCGGGCAGCGAAUGUGAUGGACAGACAAGAUAUAUCAGAGGUAUCCAAAACCAAGGAACAUUUGUGCCCAGUAGCUCCUGUUGAAGAACGGGCUGUCGAGGAAGCUGUUCCCUCUCUUCCUAGCCACCCGAGACUGAAGCUCAAGAUGCGAAAAUCUACUGUUUUACCCCAAGCAUCCGCUGACAAUUCACAAGCCUGGAACUCCGAAGGAAAUUACCCAGGGUCAGAUCAGCUCACCAUCCUCCAGGCACUUUCACUCCAUGACGAGGAGCCAGGAAGCUCGCAGCCUCCCAAGUUCACGCUAAAGGUUACUCGUGCUUCAAACUCGACCCCUGACACAGUCAGAAUCAAUAGAGAUUGCGGAGCGUCUAGACCCAUGGUAGGUUCACAGCACCCCUCAGAUUUAUUCACAUCUUCUCAUGGAAUCGACCACAUUUUUCGACAAGUUAGCAAACACCUUCAUCCAAGGAAAUCAAGUUUGAGCAAUAGCCACCAAGGCGGGGAAAAUGGCCCAGCUCUAGAUUCCCUAGGUGUCACAGAUGCGACUGACAAACGGAAUCCCAUUUCUCCCCAGAAAACCUCUCCGGUAACCUGCCAGACAAGCCCAAUCGAACUCCGAAGCCACUUCUCGGAUGAUAGCUCAGACGCCCACGGUCAUCACUCGUUGCGGAAAAGAAUUUCGAAUCUUAGAGCCCGACUUGCACUCCCUUAUUCUUCGAAAACUGGAGCACAGUCAUACAAUGACGUGAGUUUGAGGCAGAAAAAUCGCGUGGAAGAUCCUGCUGCUCGAUCUGUCCCAAACCUCCGUAGCAAUGGACAGUCGGGUAACGAGGAAGCACCAUUGCGAGACUCAACAGAACAAGUCCGCUUCCUGAAGUUGAAAGCGAAGUUUUCAAGGUGGCUCAAAGGGGCUCGAUCCGCUAUUAAAGCGCGUAUAAAGUCAUUAGGCUCUAAUGGGGGACGCGGUGAUGGCACAACGUAG